Molecule: messenger RNA, 1092 nt
Organism: Abrus precatorius (Indian licorice)
Lineage: Eukaryota; Viridiplantae; Streptophyta; Magnoliopsida; Fabales; Fabaceae
Product: 1-aminocyclopropane-1-carboxylate oxidase homolog 12-like
Exons: 3
Coding region: 1-1092 (363 amino acids)
Source: RefSeq, a predicted model, not a curated record
AUGGCAAUAACCAACCAAGACUUUGAUUUUAUAUUGAGAGAACGCAAAGCAUUUGAUGAAACAAAAGCUGGUGUGAAAGGGCUUGUUGAUGCUGGUGUUAAGAAGGUCCCUAGCUUGUUCCAUAAUCAACAUGACAAAGUUGAGAAUGCCUCAAAUUCAUCCAACGCAUGCCAUGUUAUGCCAGUGAUAGACCUUGCAGAUAUUGAUAAAGAUCCGAGUAAGCAUCAAGAGCUUGUUGCCAUGGUAAAGGAAGCAUCUGAAACAUGGGGUUUCUUUCAAGUGGUGAAUCAUGGCAUCCCUAUGAAUGUUCUUGAGGAGAUGAAAAAUGGGGUAAAAAGGUUUCAUGAGAUGGACACUGAAGGAAAAAGAGGAUUCCAUUCACGAGAUAGAUUGAGAUUCUUUUUGUAUAAUAGCAAUUUUGAUCUCUACAGCUCAAGGCUAGAACUCAAUUGGAGGGAUACUUUUAGGUGUUGCUUGUAUCCUGAUCCCAAACCAGAAGAAGUUCCUGUUGCAUGCAGAGAUAUAUUGUUGGAAUACGGGAAACACAUAAUGAGACUUGGGAUUUUACUAUUUGAGCUGUUAUCAGAGGCUUUAGGUUUGAAUCCAAAUCAUCUAAAGGAUAUGGGUUAUGCUGAGGGGCUUAUUACUGCUGGCCAUUAUUAUCCUGCAUGUCCUGAACCACAUAUGACUAUGGGAACCACCAAGCAUGCUGACAAUUCCUUCAUCACACUGCUUCUCCAAGACAACAUUGGUGGCCUCCAAGUUCUAUAUCAAAAUAACUGGAUUGAUAUAAGGCCUGUACCUGGUACUUUGGUAGUUAAUAUCGGUGAUCUCCUUCAGCUUGUAACAAAUGAUAUAUUCAAGAGUUGUGAACACAGAGUACUUGCAAAUCGUGAUGGUCCAAGAAUAUCUGUUGCAUGCUUUUUCUACCCAGGUUUGAAGGCAUAUUCCAAGGUCUAUGGGCCGAUAAAGGAACUGUUAUCAGAAGAUAAUCCUCCCAAAUACAGGGAAACUACAUUUGCUGAGUGUGAAGCCAACUUUGUAUCUAAAGGAUUGGAUGGAACCAGUUCUCUUACUCGUUAUAGGAUUUGA